AUGGAGCAAGCAACCAUCGAGCAGAUGAGUGCUGAUGAUGGUCUUUUCGGUGUCGAGGAGGCCGCCAUGCUGAUGACCAACUUCCAACAGAAGGCUGCCAUGUCCACGCAGGGAUCCAUGCCCGAGCCUAUCCUGGCCGAGUCCUCGUACUCUCAAGCCGGUGCCAUGACUCUACCUCAGAUGCAGUCGCAAACUCACUGGGACACAAUGGAAACGAUGAUACCUCACCCUAUGGCCAAGUCGCAGUCAAUAUCGUCUCAAAGCACCGCAACCGGUCCUGAUGGUCGUUUGCCAGCCAGCGCCAUGAGUAUUCACAACCAGCUGCCUCCGCUCAUGGAGCAGCAAUUCGGUAAUGCGUCGCUCUCUGCACUUGGAACGCCUGGUGCUUUGUCUCCCUUCACUUCGAUGAUGGGACCCGUGUCUCCAGUUGACUACCGUCGCUCGCCUGGCCCUCCUCAAGUUUGCACGAUGCCCAAGCCGCCCCAGGUCGAGUCUGAAGACCAGAUCGCCAGUAUCCUAUCAAACAUCAAGCACUGCGACAGCGAAGGUGCUCUGCUCGACACAUUCCGUCUGCCCCACGGUGACGACCUGAACCGUUAUUUGUCGACAUACUUCAACCUCUUCCACCACCACUUGCCUUUCUUGCACCCCUCGUCGUUCAACCCAGCACACGUCUCGGCACCCCUGCUCCUAUCGGUCCUCUCAGUUGGUGCGCUUUACGCCUUUGAGCAAGAUUCUGCAUACAUGCUCCACAUUGGCUCUAAGCUCCUAAUCAACCAGUUCCUGGUCAAUAAGGAAAACUUCAGUUCUCGCAAGUGUCCUAUCUGGGCUAUGCAAGCCACUCUGCUUAACAUGAUCUUCGCCAGCUGGAGUGGCGACCCGAAGGGCCUCGAGUGGGCUUGCUCAGUCAAGAGUCUUGUCGCCAACAUGGUCGCUGGUAACAGGUACGAGCUCAAGUUGCGUUCUGAAGCCCGCCAGGGUGCGCAACCUAACCAUCAAGAGUGGAUCGAAGACGAGAGCUGCCGUCGCACAUACUACGCUGUCUACAUAUUCUUUGGCCUACUGACCAUGACCUACAACCACACGCCUGCCAUCAGCUUUAACGAGUUCGACACACUGGAGCUGCCAUCAUCAGAAACCCUAUGGGCUCUCGAUGUGAACCAGAGUUCUAUCUGGCAUGAGAGCAUGAAGACUACGAAUAUCAUCACAUUCCAGGAAUCUCAUUGCAAUCUCUUCCAGGGUGAGCCUGCUCGCUACAGUGCCUUCGCGACUCGCGUCAUGAUCAACGCUCUCUUCCUCGAAGUCUGGUACCACAAGAGAUGCCCCGAGGCUUUGCAGGACGUUGUGACCGAAUACAAGCUUCGUCUGGCCUUGGAGUCAUGGGAGAAGUCUCUCGAGAUCUGUGAGCCUGAGACUGUUGUUGUUCAGCUCAGCGCACCUCACCGUGGACAUCCUCUUAUCUUCAACGCGAUGGCUGUGUACCGCAACACCACUGCUAGACUCAUGGUCGAUCUCAAGUCAGUUCAAGAGGCUCUUCGCUACCACGAUCCUUACGAAGUUGCCGCCGCCAUGACCAACGCAAGAGACAAGGUCAAGCGAUCUCCUGAGAUGCUCAAGGUUAUCCAAGCCUGCUUCGAUUGUGUCGAGGUCGCUGCCGUUCAUGGCAUUCGUUGGGUUGCUCGCACUUCUGCCACCAACUGGAGCAUUGAGCACCCUCUGUGUGGGCUUGAUCUGAUGGUCAUCUUGACGCUCUGGCUCUGGCGCGUUGAGCACGACGACGAAGCUCCCAAUGCUGAAGAGAUUGCCAUGUACGAGAAGCUUCGCAAUCUAUUUGACGACGACUCGGUUGAAAUGUACGGCAAACUCAGCUCAAUGGUUGCCCGCAUUUGGGGCAGCAUGAUCGACGAAGUGGUUGUCUGGGGCAUCACCAAACUCAUGGGUGAAUCGUUCAAGCUCCACGCUCAGGCACUCUCUGGUUAUGAGGAAGCAAUGCUUGCCCAAGAGCAGGCGCAUACUGCUCCCACUAUGACCUCCCACAAUCUCGCGGUGGCUGCCUACUGA
Aureobasidium vineae is the source of this 2061-nucleotide messenger RNA. The record is from the annotation of a GenBank genome assembly. Lineage: Eukaryota; Fungi; Ascomycota; Dothideomycetes; Dothideales; Saccotheciaceae.